AUGAAUCGACACCUGGUAGUCUUCUCCAACGGAUCUAGAAAUUGCAUUGGGCAAAACCUUGCCAUCAUCGAGCUGAAGCUGGCACUCAGCCAGAUCGUGCUCAAUUUUGAGCCGGGAGAGGCCAUGGAACCCGAGCUGGAGUAUGAGGAGUACUUGGUAUAA
This is a messenger RNA of Diaporthe citri, 162 nucleotides long. RefSeq lists its product as uncharacterized. The coding region runs from base 1 to 162 and encodes 53 amino acids. The record is from RefSeq and is a predicted model, not a curated record. Gene Ontology annotation, molecular function: iron ion binding; monooxygenase activity; oxidoreductase activity, acting on paired donors, with incorporation or reduction of molecular oxygen. The transcript is spliced from 3 exons. NCBI's taxonomy places the organism in Eukaryota, Fungi, Ascomycota, Sordariomycetes, Diaporthales, Diaporthaceae.